UUAUUAUAUUUUUAUAUGGAUAACAAAAUUAAUUGCUGCUUUGUAAAUAAUUAUGGAGCUUGUUAUAAACAAUCAUAUACUCAAGAAAGAAAUCUAAUUGAAGAUAUUGACAGCAAUGAUCGUAAGCUACUUGAAAAACAAACAAAUCUGAAACAAGAACAAAUUACUAAUAUAUGCACACACCAUCAUGAUAUGUUAGUUGUAAGAUAUGAGGGUAAUCAGAAAAGUUGCUGUAAUCCAUUUCUGAGUCACCAAAAAGUGUGUAGAGCAUCUCUACGUGUGAUUACAAUGCAUACUGUGUUAGAAGCAGAAACCAUAGGUUUAAAUCUUAUACCUGGAAAAAAACUGUGUCCAACCUGUCGAAGUAAAGUUAUGACAUGUUUAUCAAAAAGUAUAAGUGAAAAUAAAAAUGAUGAAGAUUUUGAUAUUGUUAAUGAAAGAUCCAUUAAAAAUAAAAAAGAAAGUGUAGAUACACACUUUGCGUCUGUCAGAGUAUCUCCAAUUAAGGUCAAAGAAUUGCACAAGUCAGGUAAAAUCAGAGAAGGUAAACAAAAAUUGACAGCAUUAUCAACCUCCAUUAAAAAAAAGGUAGCCAUUUCCCUUAAUAUAUCAGAAGAAAGUUUUAAAGCACAGUCAAGUUUUAAUAAUAAGUAUAUGGAAAAAGCAAACUUGUUUGAUAACAUGAUGGUAUUGUUAACUAACAAAAUUGCAGAGUCUACAUCAACAUCAAAAAAGUAGUACAUAGCCGUGUAAUGCCUGGUAAAAAGAACUAUGUAAGCAUAAAAAAAAAAUGUCCACAUGCAAAAAUGUUUGCUCUUAUGUAAUUUAAAGGAAUUGUUUGUUGCCUUUAAAACCAAGAACCCAGAAAUAAAAAUAGGAUUUCAAGGUUUUGCACCUUGUGACCUAAAUGGUGUAUUACUGUUGGUGUCUCAGGAACACAUUCUGUAUGCGUCUGUGCUAUUCAUCAGAAUUUGAAACUGCUUUUACAUCCUCUUGGUGUGACAUACAAAGAAUUGUUACCUUAUAUUGUCUGUGAUAUAACUAAUAAAGACUGUAUGAUGAGGAAAUGUGAAAAAUGCCCAGCAACUAUGAAUGCAUUGGUUGAAAAACU
Messenger RNA from Hydra vulgaris (swiftwater hydra), 1111 nucleotides. Its product is annotated as ARL14 effector protein-like. Lineage: Eukaryota; Metazoa; Cnidaria; Hydrozoa; Anthoathecata; Hydridae. The record is from RefSeq and is a predicted model, not a curated record.